AUCAUUUCUUCUUACGAAUUUGAAGAUCAUUAUCAGAAGAACAUGUCUAGAGGUCAUCUGAUAAUCGAUUCAUAAUACUGACCUCAAAAUAGGACUUUGGGGUAAAUUCUGUGUGCUCUUUGGUUUUAUUAUUAGAAUCAAAUUAACCACAAGAGGCGCUCGUCUCAAGAAAGUGUAACGUGUUGAGGUUUUCUGGAUAAUUUUGUUUUCUUCAAUUUUUUCUCAAACAUUUACUAAUUGUUUCACCUUUGAUAGUAAAUUUUCUUGGUUAAAUCAUCAAUUCAACAUGUAGAUUAACUAAUUAUAAUAGUUUUAAUUGCUUAAUUAUACUCUCUUCACUAAUAUUCCAAGAUGUUCUUCAGUGUCUCUUAUGUUUCAGCUUGUGAUCUUUCACUUUUCUCAUUCAAUGAGAAAUAAAAUAAGAUACAAAAACUAUUUGCUCCUCAGAUGUGAUUUACCGUUUUCAUUCAAUCAUUAAUUCACAAUCAACUGCCCAAUCAUUCAUGGUUUCAUCCGUUUCAUCUUAUUAAUAGGAUGUGUUUCAGCAUCAGAGGUUUUCUCAAUAGGAAGGAAAUCGACAUUACUACUGUUCAAGAAUUAGAGUAAAUUGAUUAUCCAAGUUUUUGUGGUUUUCGAUUUUCACCUCAACAUUUAGCAUAUUGUAAUUUUUUAGACCUGGCGGGUAAUUUACAAUUGGUUGAUUGUAAACAAUUGAAUAAACAUUGACACAUGUAAACAGAGUCCAUUCAUUGAGCAGAGAUACUGUCCUGAUUGAUUUCAAUCAUCAAGAUGUCGGUGAUUCUGAUGAUUAACUUAUUAUUAUCCUGUUCACUUGUCGUUUUAUCACAUCAAGAAGCUCCAAAAGCUCAUCUCACCCAAAUGGUUAAACCAAAACUCGGAGAGAAAUCAUCAAUGGUUUGUUAUGCUUCCAAUGGAUCUCCUCCAUUCGAAUUUAAUUGGUACAAAGAUGAUGGAUUAAUUACUAAUUCUGAUGUUAUUAGAAUUGAUAAACUUCGAGAUUCAUCAAUUCUUACCAUUGAUUCAAUGUCUUCAAGCUUCAAUGGUAACUAUAGUUGUCGAGUUACCAACUUAUUUGGUAGCGAUUCAUUAGCUAUAACAUUGACUGUUGAUGGCCCUCCUUCAUGGAUAUUUAAGCAACAAGACGUGAAAUUUAACCAUAAAGACCAUGUAAUCUUGAGAUGUUCUGCCUCUGGUCAUCCAAAACCCAAAAUCAUUUGGAAAAAAUUUGAAGGUUCUCAUUGGACACUAUUGGAUAAUGACGAUAUAAUUGAGAAAACUACAGACGAGGAAAUAAAUAUUCGCAACGUUAAUAAAGCCCAUGAAGGAAAAUACGGUUGUGCCGUAUCAAAUGGAUUCGAGCCAAACCUUUGGAAUGAAUUUACUAUUGGUAUUAUUGGAUUUCCGGCAAAAUUGAAAAACAAAAAUACUGCUUCGAGUUCUGUGUCAGUCAAGAAAGGAAAUAAAUUGGAAAUUGAUUGUGAAGUUGAAGGAGAUAAACCAAUCAACAUGAACUGGAUUAAAAACUCUAUCACUCAAAAUAAAUUUGACAAUCCAAGAUUGGAUAUUAAUGAGUUACCAACCGUUGAUGGUAUCAAAAGUAUAUUGACCAUCAAAUCAGCUGAUUCAGUUGAUGAUGGUGUUUACCAAUGUCAAGCAGAAAAUAAAUACGGUAAAGAUGAGAAGACAAUUAAAGUAACUAUUGUUGAACCUCCACCAUCACCACAAAGUUUCAUGGUUCAUCAAGCUUGGUCUCGAAGUGUCAAUGUUGGUUGGAGUAAAUUGUCAUCUUCAUCGAGUAAAACUCCGAUUCUUGGUUAUGUCAUUAGAUAUUGGAAAACGUCCAGUCCAGGAAUCAAUGAGCAAUUACAUGAAGUUAAUGUUUCAGCCUCAAUGAAUUCCUAUCUGAUUAAAGAUAUUGAACCGGGAACCAUGUUUGAAGCAACUCUAAUGGCCGUGAAUGAAGUUGGCUUGGGUUCACCGUCGAGAGUGAUUAGUUUUACCACAGGGGAAGAAGAACCUUCAUCAGCUCCAGUUGAUCUUGUGGCUACUCCUCGAGGUCCAUCAACAAUACGUAUCACUUGGAGACCACCACCAAGAGAUUCUCAUAAUGGUAAAUUGUUGGGAUAUUAUGUUGGCUAUCGGCGAGCAGAUGAUUACAAGUCAACCCAUUUCUUCAAAACCGUUGACUCUCUAGGACCCAAUGUCACUCAUGAAUAUUUACUCACAUCACUCACCAAAGCGACUGAUUAUUCAAUCACUGUGAAAGCAUUUAAUUCAGCAGGAAGUGGACCCGCUUAUCAGGAAAUCACUGUGGCCACUUUAGCUGGAGAUGUGGCACCUUCACCUCGUCUUCAUAUCACCCAAACCACCGUUGAUUCAAUUACACUUAAAUACACUUUACCUCAAGGAGCUUUAGGAUCGAUUGAUCAUCUUGAUUUACAUUUCAAGGAAGAUGAUGAACCUCAUUGGCGGUCGAUUGACUUUUUCUUUGAUGGUAAAGAAACUGCCGAGUACACACUUUCUGGCCUGAAUCCAUCAAUGGUUUACAAAUUUUACUUGACCGCUUCAAAUAGUCACGGUGCCAGUGAUCCAAGUUCAAUCGUAACAGCGAAAACAUCUCGUCCAGCUCGUGAUGCUUUCACCUUUGGUUCAGUCUUUGAUCCAGCCUCAGAUGCAUUCGGCUCGUAUUGGAACAUGAUCACUGUCCUUUCCAUCACAAUCGCCGUGGCCAUUAUAAUUAUCGUUAUCGUGAUCGCUUUUGUUUUCGUUCGAAAAGCUCAACUCGAAGCAGCCACCAAACCUGCUUACGAAUUUUCUCUCGCCUCACAAGCGGGUACAUUGGGCUAUAACCAGUCAAUCCCACCGACGGGAACAGUCCGACGAUUUGUGGACAUCGAUGUAAAUACAAAUAAACCCUUGAUGCAUGGGUCACUUGUGGAUGAAUAUCCAACCCCUUACUCUAAACUUACGGUCGAUGGCAAUAAUAAACAUUCCGUGCUAGUUGAUCACAACCAUGUCUAUGAUUGUCCACGAUGAUGACUCUAUUAUUGAAGCUAAUUGUCAUGUUUUCCUUUUUUAUUAUUCCCUUUUUUUCAUCGUCAAAUAUUGAUUUGAUUUCUAUGGAAUUAGACAAUUUAAUCAACACAUUUUCGCUCAAAAGGUUGAUUAAUGUUCUUCUCAUCAGCUUCUGAUAUUAUUCAUUGACACACAAUCUAAUUAUAUGUCACAAUUGUUCAAGUCGCUUAAUUAUAUUGAUCUCUUAUCUCUUAUCUCUUAUCAUUUUCUUUUCUAAUCAAAUUGCCGAAAUUUUUUCUUUUAAUUAACUGAUCAUUUUGUCUCCCACCUUUCUAAUCGAUUGAUUGUCAUUUUUAUAUCUUAACUUAAAGCUCAAUAUUGAGCUCCAUUCUCAUAAAAGUUUUGAUCGUUUUA
Panonychus citri (citrus red mite) is the source of this 3450-nucleotide messenger RNA. RefSeq names its product cell adhesion molecule DSCAML1-like. Lineage: Eukaryota; Metazoa; Arthropoda; Arachnida; Trombidiformes; Tetranychidae. The record is from RefSeq and is a predicted model, not a curated record. The transcript has 6 exons. Gene Ontology annotation, molecular function: protein binding. Gene Ontology annotation, cellular component: axon; plasma membrane. Bases 790 to 3057 code for a protein of 755 amino acids. Gene Ontology annotation, biological process: axon guidance; cell-cell adhesion.